This is a messenger RNA of Hibiscus syriacus, 814 nucleotides long. RefSeq lists its product as uncharacterized. The annotation marks the transcript as partial. The record is from RefSeq and is a predicted model, not a curated record. NCBI's taxonomy places the organism in Eukaryota, Viridiplantae, Streptophyta, Magnoliopsida, Malvales, Malvaceae. The transcript is spliced from 7 exons.
UCUUUGAAUUUUGCUGAUAAAUGGCGGACACCCAGUUGCAGAAAUCCGGGACAUUAUCAAGAGAACAGUUGUUGUAUCUAUUCGAUCGAUUCUCUCUUAUCAUUUCCCAACCUGGAACCGGUUGCUGUCACCACGGCAGUUCAGGAAGAGAUAUUUUUGGAGAUGGGUGUUGAUCCAAGUUUUGGUCUUGCAUGCCUGGGGAAAGUGAGUAUAACAUACGAGAACAAUCAAGAUUUGAUGAUUAGCUAUUAUAGAUUUGUUUCCAAUGAGGAGUUAGCCUCUGAUGAAGCUGAGCUUGGACCUGAGGAAUUUGCUGAAAAGCUUCACAGUCAACAAAAACUACAUGAACAGCAACUAGAGAUGCUAAAAUAUAUGCGCAAAUUUCACCUGGAUGAUCAAUCUGCAAUUUUUGAGAGGUUGCACCAUCAGAUGGAAGAUGCUAAUUUUGAUGUCGAAGCAUCUAUUUUUCCAUCGGAGCAGAUUCAAGAGAUUGUCCGAAGGAGUGUGUCUCCCUUAUUCAGGCCGAGAAUGAUGAACCCGGAACCAACCGGUUUAGGGCUUCCUGCUUCCGAUGCUAUAUGAAUCCUCAACCACUCUGCAUUUCCGUUGCCGGAAUAUGAAUCCUCAACCACUCUGCAUUUCCAUUGCGGGAAAGUUCUCUUUAAUAUAAUCUACGCGAGUCCAGCAGUUGUUCCAAGAAAACUGGGCGAAAUUUAGUGGUUCAAAGAUGUUUUUACCGUGUUGUUCAGACUUCAGAGUUCCGAGUUUUGUUGUAUUUGUUAACCCACUUUUCACGUACUUUUUCCUGUACUGA